CACACAGUAACGCACACUUCAGAGGCUGCAGCACCGAAUUCCAGCAAACUUUACCGCACAUGCAUAGAAAGCUGAGGCAGGAGCAGCCACCGCUUCAUAGGAGAUCCAUUGAAGUAGCAGUUUUAAGAAACGGGAGCGAGUACAAGGAAGUGCACCUCCUGUGCAAGUGGAAGCGAGAAUAGCCUUAUAUUAUUAUAAGAGAUCUGUGUAUUCCGGGCAGGCUGCGUUCACCGGCUGGAUCCAUCACCCCCGUUGGAAGUAAGAGAGCAGAACAGAUCUGUGUUGGAGAGAGCAGGAGGCAGAGAGCGGGAGGAGGCUGGGCAAGCAGCCACCGAACAUGAUUUGAGAGACGGAUACAGCACCUAAGAGGAGCCGGUGGUCCUGCAGCUUCACAGACAAGCUGCCGAAGACAGCUGCAGUGAAUCAGAAGGGGUCAUACUGAACGGGCAAGGACAUCUAUAGCAUACAUCCACACUGCGAUCAGUUGUGGGUUUUUUUUUUUGCUAUACGUAAAGGUGUGUGCAUUACCCGGAGGCUGCUGAAUAUACGAGCGAUACCUGUCUAUUGGAGAUCGGUUACUGGGGAGCGAUCUGGAGAUUAAUAGAGCCAUUUCUCGGAGUAUUGGAGGGUUGGGGGGUUCUGCAGUGUCAAUGCGGCUGUACUAAAGGAAGGGGGAGAAGAAGCUCAUCUCCCAGGUCAACUCCUUAUAACUCUAUCUUUAACAGGAGCAACAUUGAAGAAGAGUCGCAAAUAUGGGAACCACGAGAUGGAGCUGGAUCAGUGUAAUAACCAACUUUGUGUUAUUAGCCCCAAUUAUGGCUCUCACCAGACAAGCCUCACAAGCAAAAAGGAAUUUUACCACAUUUUAUGCUGAGCAAGCUGACUGGACAUUUAACCACUUGGUGGUUGAUUCAAGGAGUGGACAUAUUUACCUAGGUGCAAUCAAUAGAAUUUACAAACUUUCUGAAGACUUGAAGGUCUUAGUGACUCACCAGACUGGACCAGAUGAAGACAACCCAAAGUGUUACCCUCCUAGGAUAGUCCAGCCUUGCAAUGAGCCUUUGGCUGUUACUAACAAUGUCAACAAAAUGCUCCUUAUUGACUAUAAAGAAAAUAGAUUACUAGCUUGUGGUAGCCUUUACCAAGGUAUCUGCAAACUGCUUAGGCUUGGUGAUCUUUUUAAACUCGCUGAGCCUUUCCAUAAGAAAGAACAUUAUCUCUCUGGGGUAAAUGAGAGCGGGUCUGUUUUUGGUGUCAUUGUUUCUCACAACAAUCUUGAUGACAAGCUCUUUAUUGCUACAUCAGUAGAUGGAAAACCAGAAUACUUUCCUACAAUUUCUAGUCGAAAGCUUAGCGCUAACUCAGAAGAUGAUGGAAUGUUUGCAUAUGUUUUUCAUGAUGAGUUUGUUGCUUCAAUGAUAAAGAUUCCAUCUGACACAUUUACCACAAUCCCAGACUUUGACAUUUAUUAUAUUUAUGGAUUCAGCAGUGGCAACUAUGUCUACUUCUUGACUCUUCAUCCUGAGAUGAUUUAUCUUUCUGGUUCUGCCACAAAGGAGCAAGUUUAUACCUCCAAGUUAGUCCGUUUGUGCAAAGAAGACACGGCUUUCAAUUCUUAUGUUGAAGUCCCCAUUGGCUGUGAAAGAAAUGGUGUGGAAUACAGGCUUCUACAAGCUGCUUACCUUUCCAAAGCUGGGUCUAUUCUUGCCAAAUCUUUAGGAAUCAAACCUGGAGAUGAUGUUUUGUUUACAAUCUUCUCCAAAGGUCAGAAGAGGAGAAUGAAAUCACUAGAUGAGUCUGCCUUGUGCGUAUUUGUCCUUAAAGACAUUAAUGACCGCAUUAAAGAGAGACUACAGUCUUGCUACAAGGGAGAAGGUACUUUAGAUCUGGCAUGGCUGAAGGUGAAGGACAUUUCCUGUAGCAAUGCGCUUAUCACCAUUGCUGAUGAUUUCUGUGGCCUGGACAUGAAUGCCCCGCUGGGAGUAUCUGAGAUGGUUCGAGGGAUACCUAUCUUCACGGAGGACAUGGAUAGAAUGACCUCUGUUAUUGCCUAUGUCUACAAGAAUCACUCACUGGCUUUCGUGGGCACUAAGAGUGGCAAACUAAAAAAGAUACGUGUUGAUGGUCCCAUUGGGGAAGCUUUGCAGUAUGAAACCAUACAGGUGGUGGACUCUGGCCCUAUUCUUCGAGACAUGGCCUUUACAAAGAAUGAAGAGCAACUUUUUGUCAUGUCAGAAAAGCAGCUUACCAGGGUGCCGGUUGAAUCAUGUGGACAGUACAGUACUUGCAAGGAAUGCCUGGACUCUGGAGAUCCACACUGUGGAUGGUGUGUUCUACACAACAUGUGUACAAGGAAAGAAAGAUGUGAACGUUCCCAUGAACCGCGAAGAUUUGCAUCUGAGAUGAAGCAGUGUGUACGAUUAGUUGUCAACCCAAACAACAUUUCUGUUUCACAGUACAACGUUCUGUUGGUCCUGGAAGCUUACAACGUGCCAGAAUUAUCUGCUGGUGUCAACUGUACAUUUGAAGAUCUUUCAGAGACAGAUGGCUUAGUGGUAGGCAACCAGAUCACAUGCAUCUCACCUGCUGAAAAAGAAGUGCCCAGAAUUAUCACAGAGAAUGGUGAUCAUCAUGUUGUCCAACUUCAACUUAAAUCCAAAGAAACUGGGAUGACGUUUGCUAGUACUAAUUUUGUUUUCUACAACUGCAGUGUUCAUAACUCGUGUCUGUCCUGUGUGGAAAGUCCGUAUCAAUGUCAUUGGUGUAAAUAUCGGCAUAUGUGCACACAUGACCCUCUAACGUGCUCCUUUCAAGAAGGAAGAGUCAAGAUGCCUGAGGAGUGUCCCCAGCUUCUUCAGACCGAGAAGAUCAUGAUCCCUGUAGAAGUGGUAAAGCCCAUUACACUAAAAGCUAAGAACCUGCCACAACCCCAGUCUGGCCAGAAAGGCUAUGAAUGUAUUUUGAAUAUUCAGGGCAAUGAGCAGCGGGUUCCUGCCCUGAGGUUCAACAGUUCCAGUGUGCAAUGUCAGAAUACCUCAUAUUCCUAUGAAGGGAUGGAGAUUGACAGCCUCCCGGUGGAGCUAACAGUGGUGUGGAAUGGGGAUUUCAGCAUUGACAAUCCAGCGCUAAACAAAGUUCACCUGUACAAGUGCGGUGCCAAGAGGCCAAGCUGUGGACUGUGCCUAAAGGCUGAUCCAGACUUUGAAUGUGGUUGGUGUUCAGGCGAAAACAAAUGUACACUCAAACAGCACUGUCUACCUCCAGAAAACCCGUGGUUAGAGAUCUCAGGGGCACACGGAAAGUGUGCAAAUCCCAGAAUAACCCAAAUCAUACCUGUGACUGGCCCCCGAGAAGGAGGGACAAAAGUAACUAUACGAGGAGAAAAUUUGGGCUUGGAAUUUUGGGAAAUUAAAAAUGAUGUUAAAGUGGCAGAAGUUAAGUGCACGCCUAUAGUAGAAGAAUAUAUUCCUGCAGAACAGAUUGUUUGUGAAAUUGGGGAUGCCAAGCCCAGCCAGCAUGCAGGAUUUGUGGAUGUGUGUGUGGGAGACUGCAGACCUCGAUACAUGGCAAGAUCCUCACUGCUUUACUAUUUUGUGACACUGGCUCUUUCGAGACUAGAGCCUGCCCAGGGUCCUGUAUCAGGAGGCACACAAGUAACCAUCACUGGGACAAACUUAAAUGCAGGCAGCAGUGUCAAAAUUAUGUUUGGACGCCAGCCUUGCAUAUUUGACAGGAGAACAGCGAGUGAGAUAUUCUGUAACACCACAGCUUCCCUUGAAGGCUUGGAGAAGGUAAAGGUGACUGUACAGAUCGACAAAGCCAGAAUUCCACAGGAGCUACAGUUUGAAUAUGUGGAGGAUCCAAAAAUUAUCAGAAUUGAACCAGAAUGGAGCAUCAUGAGUGGGAACACACCAAUAUCAGUUUGGGGAACUAACUUGGACAUCAUUAGAAAUCCUCGAAUAAGGGCCAGGCUGGGUGGAAAAGAACAUGUUAAUAAUUGUACCGUGCUAAACGCUACAGAAAUGACAUGCCAGGCUCCAGCACUUGCAAUUAACUAUAACCAUCAGACAGAUGUUACGGAGCGUCCAGAAGAGUUUGGAUUCAUUCUGGAUAAUGUCCAAGCGCUGCUGGUCCUUAACAAGACCAACUUCACGUACUAUCCAGAUCCAGUAUUUGAAACAUUUAACCCGACAGGGAUUUUGGAAUUGAAACCAGGAACCCCCAUCAUUUUAAAGGGAAAAAACCUAAUCCCGCCGGUGGCAGGAGGCAACAUGAAAUUAAAAUACUCAGUGUUCAUUGGUGAGAAACCCUGCACAGUUACAGUGUCAGAUGUGCAGUUGCUGUGUGAAUCCCCCAACCUCACAGGACGCCACAAAGUGCUGGCUCGAGUUGGGGGAAUGGAGUUCUCACCUGGAAUGGUCUAUAUAACCCCUGACAGUCCACUCAGCCUUCCAGCCAUUGUAAGUAUAGCAGCUGCCGGAGGUCUGCUAAUCAUCUUUAUCGUGGCUGUGCUCAUUGCAUAUAAAAGGAAGUCCAGAGAAAGUGAUCUGACAUUAAAGAGGCUGCAGAUGCAGAUGGACAACCUUGAAUCGCGGGUAGCUUUGGAAUGUAAAGAAGCAUUUGCCGAGCUCCAGACAGAUAUCCACGAACUGACAAGCGACUUGGAUGGAGCUGGAAUACCUUUCUUGGAUUAUCGUACCUACACAAUGAGGGUCCUGUUUCCUGGCAUUGAGGAUCACCCUGUUUUGAGAGACCUAGAGGUCCCUGGUUACAGACAGGAGCGAGUAGAGAAAGGUCUCAAACUGUUCGCACAGAUGAUAAACAACAAAGUUUUUCUACUCUCCUUCAUCCGAACCUUGGAAUCUCAACGAAGCUUCUCCAUGAGAGACAGAGGCAAUGUUGCAUCUCUCAUUAUGACAGUGCUUCAAAGCAAGUUGGAAUAUUCCACUGAUGUGUUGAAACAACUGCUUUCUGACCUCAUUGAUAAAAACUUGGAGAGCAAGAAUCACCCAAAGCUACUUCUGAGAAGAACAGAGUCAGUCGCUGAGAAGAUGCUGACCAACUGGUUUACUUUUCUUUUGUACAAGUUCCUCAAGGAAUGUGCAGGAGAGCCCCUCUUCUCCUUGUUCUGCGCUAUCAAACAGCAGAUGGAAAAAGGUCCCAUUGAUUCGAUUACUGGGGAGGCACGCUAUUCACUGAGUGAAGACAAGCUUAUCAGGCAACAGAUUGACUACAAGACACUGGUGCUUAACUGUGUCAACCCUGAUAACGUCAAUAGCCCCAUGAUACCAGUAAAAAUCCUCAACUGUGACACUAUUACCCAAGUCAAAGAGAAGAUCCUAGAUGCUAUCUUUAAGAACCUACCCUGCUCUCAUCGACCAAAGGCAGCAGAUAUGGAUUUAGAAUGGAGACAAGCAAAUGGAGCUCGGAUGAUUCUCCAAGACGAAGAUGGUACAACAAAGAUCGAGAAUGACUGGAAGAGACUGAAUGUUAUUGCACACUAUCAGGUCCCAGAUGGCUCUGUGGUAGCACUUGUAUCGAAACAAGUUACUGCAUACAACGCAGUCAACAAUUCUACCGUGUCCAGGACAUCUGCUAGUAGAUAUGAGAACAUGAUAAAGUAUACUGGGAGCCCAGACAGCCUUCGUUCUCGUACUCCUAUGAUAACGCCAGAUCUUGAGAGUGGACUAAAGGUGUGGCAUUUAGUGAAAAACCAUGAACAUGGGGACCAAAAAGAAGGAGACAGGGGAAGUAAAAUGGUAUCUGAGAUCUACUUAACAAGACUCCUUGCAACCAAAGGCACUUUGCAGAAGUUUGUGGAUGACUUGUUUGAGACAAUUUUUAGUACAGCGCACCGCGGUAGUGCACUUCCACUUGCUAUCAAGUACAUGUUUGACUUUCUAGACGAGCAAGCGGACAAACACAACAUCCACGAUCCUCAUGUCCGACACACUUGGAAGAGUAACUGCUUGCCGUUGAGAUUCUGGGUUAACGUUAUCAAAAAUCCCCAGUUUGUCUUUGACAUCCACAAGAAUAGCAUUACAGAUGCCUGUCUUUCUGUGGUGGCUCAAACAUUCAUGGACUCAUGUUCAACAUCAGAGCAUCGUUUGGGAAAAGAUUCUCCUUCCAACAAACUUCUUUAUGCCAAGGAUAUCCCCAGUUAUAAAAACUGGGUAGAACGGUACUAUUCUGACAUUGCCAAAAUGCCAGCUAUAAGUGACCAAGACAUGAAUGCUUAUUUGGCAGAGCAAUCUCGUAUGCACAUGAAUGAGUUUAACACGAUGAGUGCACUCUCUGAGAUUUACUCAUAUGUUGGGAAAUAUAGUGAAGAGAUUUUAACAGCUCUGGAUCAAGAUGACCAGGCAGGAAAACAAAAACUUGCCUACAAACUAGAACAAGUCAUUGCCCUGAUGAGUAUAGACAGCUGAAAAAUGUCCUUCCAGGUUACCCUGGAAGGGAUAAACCAAGCCGUGCCUCAGUCGAGAUCGUCAUAUUUACCAAGUGCAAGUUUUCGUUGGCUGGAUGCAGGGUCUUCUGUUCUGCUUCCUUUUCUUCUGUGAACCCCAUGGAUACAUUAGAAUGUCCAGUGGAUUAAAGGAGAACAUUCAGUGAGGCUGACUUUGGAAUACAAAGACAUUCUGGUUAAGACCUUUUCUUACACAUAAACAUUUAAAUAAUCAGUAUCGGUAUGGGAAACUAGAAAGUCUUAUCUGCUGUGCUGCUUGUAAUGUCUUUCCUUGCCAUGACUUGGUACGGAUGGAACACAAACCCAGUAUUAAUGUAUUGUAACUAUUGACGGAAAAAGGAACCCACAAACCUUCUUUGGCAGAACAAGAAAAUUUCAAUAUCCUGAAAUAUGACUUUUAAUCCGUCCUUAAUGGAAAGGAAUUCAUUAACGUUCUGCAUGAAAAAAAACCAUAUACAUUUCCUUACUCAAUCUCUCAGAGGCAGUUGGAAGUACAAUAUUUUAAUUUGAUUUAUUUUUCUAUUAAUUUU
Spea bombifrons (plains spadefoot toad) is the source of this 6996-nucleotide messenger RNA. It is a transcript of the gene PLXNA4, whose product is annotated as plexin A4. The transcript has 32 exons. Gene Ontology annotation, molecular function: protein binding; semaphorin receptor activity. NCBI's taxonomy places the organism in Eukaryota, Metazoa, Chordata, Amphibia, Anura, Pelobatidae. Gene Ontology annotation, biological process: regulation of GTPase activity; regulation of cell shape; negative regulation of cell adhesion. The record is from RefSeq and is a predicted model, not a curated record. The coding region runs from base 753 to 6428 and encodes 1891 amino acids. Gene Ontology annotation, cellular component: semaphorin receptor complex.